Paralichthys olivaceus (Japanese flounder) is the source of this 3848-nucleotide messenger RNA. Lineage: Eukaryota; Metazoa; Chordata; Actinopteri; Pleuronectiformes; Paralichthyidae. The record is from RefSeq and is a predicted model, not a curated record.
GCUGGUUGGCUCUGAUUCGGUAAGAUCACGGUGGGGGGACGAAGCUUAUGUGACAGACGGACCCAGCUACCAGAGUAGCAGCCAAACUGAAGACAUGUGUGGAAUCUUUGCCUAUCUCAACUACCAUGUGCCAAGGACUCGCCGUGAGAUCCUUGAGAUCCUCCUCAAAGGUCUGCAACGUCUGGAGUACAGAGGCUAUGACUCAGCGGGUGUGGGGAUCGAUGGGGGUAACGGCAAGGAGUCAACUGGCAAAUCUAUCCAAAUCAUCAAGCAACGUGGAAAAGUGAAGGCUCUCGAUGAGGAGAUCCACAAGCAGCAGGACAUUGACCUAGAUGUGGAGUUUGAUGUUCACCUCGGCAUCGCCCACACCCGCUGGGCCACCCACGGUGUACCAAGCCCAGUCAACAGCCAUCCACAUAGAUCUGAUAAGAGCAAUGAAUUCAUUGUCAUUCACAAUGGAAUUAUCACCAACUACAAAGACCUGAGGAAAUUCCUGGAGAGCAAAGGCUACGAGUUUGAGUCGGAAACCGACACAGAGACAAUCGCCAAACUGGUGAAGUACAUGUAUGACAACCGCGAGAGUGACGACCUCAGUUUUUCCACACUGGUGGAGCUGGUGAUCCAGCAGCUGGAAGGAGCUUUUGCCCUGGUCUUCAAGAGUGUCCAUUACCCCGGAGAGGCGAUUGGCACUAGGAGGGGAAGUCCUCUGCUGAUGGGAGUGCGGAGUGAUCACAAGCUGUCCACAGAUCAUAUUCCUGUGCUCUACCGCUCCUCUGGUAAAGACAAGAAGAGCUGCGGUGCUCUACCCAGGAGCGACCAGGACACCUGCCUGUUCCCUGUGGAUGAGAAAGCUGUGGAGUACUACUUUGCUUCGGAUGCAAGCGCAGUGAUCGAGCACACAAAUCGAGUGAUCUUCCUGGAGGAUGACGAUGUGGCCGCCGUGAUGGACGGCCGGCUGUCCAUCCACAGGAUAAAACGCAGGGCUGGAGACUACCCAUCCCGGGCCAUCGAGUCCCUGCAGAUGGAGCUGCAGCAGAUCAUGAAAGGCAACUACAGCUCCUUCAUGCAGAAGGAGAUAUUUGAGCAGCCAGAGUCUGUGGUCAACACCAUGAGAGGGAGAGUUAACUUCGAUGACAACACAGUGACGCUGGGUGGACUGAAGGACCACAUCAAAGAGAUCCAGAGGUGUCGGCGACUUAUACUUAUAGCCUGCGGCACCAGCUAUCAUGCUGGAGUAGCGACCCGUCAGGUCCUGGAGGAGCUAACCGAGCUGCCUGUCAUGAUUGAGCUGGCCAGUGACUUCUUGGAUAGGAACACACCUGUGUUCCGAGAUGACGUCUGCUUUUUUAUCAGCCAGUCAGGUGAGGAGGACGGUGCCAUCUGCAAUUCCCUAUUCCCUAUUUAUCUUCUAGCCUACACCAGUCAGUUUGUGGCCCUGAUCAUGUUUGCCCUGCUGAUGUGCGAUGACAGGAUUUCAGUGCAGCCCAGACGGCGUGAGAUAAUCCAGGGUCUGAGAAUUCUUCCAGAUCUGAUUAAGGAGGUCCUCUCUUUGGAUGAUGAGAUCCAGAAGUUGGCCACGGAGUUGUAUCAGCAGAAGAGUGUCCUGAUCAUGGGCAGAGGCUACCAUUACGCUACCUGCCUGGAAGGAGCACUGAAAAUCAAGGAGAUCACAUACAUGCAUUCAGAGGGGAUCCUAGCUGGAGAGCUGAAACACGGCCCACUGGCCCUGGUGGAUAAACUCAUGCCAGUCAUCAUGAUCAUCAUGAGAGACCACACUUACGUCAAAUGUCAGAAUGCCCUGCAGCAAGUCGUCGCCCGUCAGGGCCGUCCUAUUGUGAUCUGUGACAAAGAUGAUUACGAGACCAUCAAGAACUCCAGCCGCACCAUCAAAGUGCCUCACUGUGUGGACUGCCUGCAGGGCAUCUUGAGCGUCAUACCUUUGCAGCUGCUGUCCUUCCACCUGGCUGUGCUCCGAGGUUAUGACGUGGACUGUCCAAGAAACCUGGCCAAGUCAGUGACAGUCGAGUGAAGGGCACCAUUCAUCACGUAAUGACAGAAGCCUGGCAGACACAUACUCAGUAGAACCUACAGUGAGGAAGCGUGUGUUUGUAGAAAACAAGAGAAGAAAAUGUCCCGUUUAUGUGUCUCAUGUUACAGCUUUUUUUAAAGCUGCGGGGUUUUUUUUCCACAGCUGUGCAUCUUCACUGUCCAUAUUAUCUAUAUCUCAAUGUCUAUACUCUCUUUGGUAUCAUUGUCAUGUUAUUGUUAGAGAAGUUGUUUUGCGUCCAUGGUCGCAGGGUCGGGGCUGGCACUGGUGUAUCUUCAUCACUUGUACUGGGUGUGAGAGUCUGUAGUGACACGGACUGACUCAAAACCUUUGAGCAGGCGCUCAGUGUGUAUUUGUCCUGAUUGGCCUCUUGGGGAGCUGCUUUAAAAAAAGCUGUUUACUGACGUAAAGUUAGGUUGUUAAAAACCUUUUUACUGGUACUCCUUUCAUUAGUGCAAUGAUUUGUAGAUUAUAUGGAAUAUUUUUCUUUGGCUGCUAAUCAUUUCAAGUGUAUUUACUCCACAGAUGAAGUAAACAACAAUCUUAAAUCAUUCCAAGCCACAGGUCAUCAAUUUCUCAUAAUUACAGCACAGUUUGCCUGUUUUGAAUUGGCCUUUCCUCGGAGUUUGCACAAUUUACUGUAGGAGCAGCAUCAUAAUCACAGAAAAGUUAAUGAAUACACUAUUGUGUAGAAAGCUUCUUGGAUAGGCUACAAAUGCUUCCUCUUUGUAUAAACCUUGUCUGUCAGAUUUUAAACUCUGGUUUUGGCACAAAAAAAGUGUUUAUCGAGCCACCUACACCAGAGUGAGGUUUUUUUUACCAUGCACUGUUUCUACCUUUUAGGGGAUGUUAGGUACGUGAUACUCAGACAGCUUAGAUACUCUAAAAUCUCUCCGUGCACUGCUGGGUUUGAUUCAUACAUUGACUUCUGUUGCUUAACUGCUCAUCAGAGACCUUAUCGCUCACUUCUAGUCUGCAGUUUGCUCUUAAUUUAAAAACUGACGUAAUUGCAGGGAGAUGAAGUAGAAGUUGCACCUAGCUGCCAGCCCACACCCCUCCAUGACUGCUGAAAUAUGGGACCAUCUGUAGCUAUUGCUUGAUUCUUUGUUUCAUUUUCAUAAAAAAAAAAAGAAGACAUUAUUUUAUAUUAUUGAAAUUACUUUUUGAUUUGAAAUGUGAAUGUUACCGUCUUUAUGAAAUGUACUGUCAAACCAAAAAUCUGUACAAUGGCUUUGGCAGUUGUAAACCAAAACAUAUAUAUAUAUUUUAUAUGUUCAUCUUAUUUUUGUUUUUGUAGCAAAUGUACUAACACUGAUAGAUUGGUGUGAAGACACUUGGAGACUCAAUCGUGCAUAUAUGCAGUUACAUAGCUGUACUGUAGAUGCUUAUGUAGACAUCAGAUGUGAGUUGUGUGUGUGUUUGUGCAUGUUCCUUAAUGUCUUUUUCAGAAGCCAGGGAAAGACUGAUACGUGUACACACACACACACACACAUUUGUUUAUGAUGAAGAAAUAGGAACUAGAUAUUUACCUUGCUUUUGCAAUCAAGCCUUAACUCAGACUUUUUGCAGUUUCUUUCCUCUGACAGUGAGCUUUUCCUGAGCCAGUAGAAAAAGGGUUUGAAAGCUGGACAAUGUUGUUACUGGAAUUGUUUUGUAAGUCAUGCACAUGAGCAGAAUUUGAUUUAGACUGGAGACAUUGAUAACAAGGAUUCUGCACUGAAUCCUCACAUCCGUUGGGUUACUGAGGGAGUCGGGCACUAUUUAUUAGUGGAACUGAUGCAAUAAAGUGUCAAAUACUUCA